Patiria miniata (bat star) is the source of this 2109-nucleotide messenger RNA. RefSeq names its product toll-like receptor 2 type-1. Bases 1 to 2109 code for a protein of 702 amino acids. Gene Ontology annotation, molecular function: protein binding; transmembrane signaling receptor activity. The transcript has 3 exons. Gene Ontology annotation, cellular component: membrane. Gene Ontology annotation, biological process: inflammatory response; immune response; toll-like receptor signaling pathway. The record is from RefSeq and is a predicted model, not a curated record. NCBI's taxonomy places the organism in Eukaryota, Metazoa, Echinodermata, Asteroidea, Valvatida, Asterinidae.
AUGGACGGUCCACCUUACCUCUCUGCGUCUUGCGAGAUAAGCAGCCCCGUCUUCUUCUCGUACUUCCCCAAUGUGACAGAAUUUCCUUCCGAGGACUACGAGCUGGAACUAGGGAGCAACGUGCCUGUCAACCAGCUGGUCUCCAUACCAGAAGGCACAUUCGCGUCUUUCUCAAAUUCGACCCCCUGCUGCCUUGGACUGUACAGAUUUUACAAUCUGGCACCGAUUUCAAAUGACGUAUUUCGAGGACUUCGACUACAGCGUGUAAACUUUGCUGGAUUGGGUCUGGAAAGUUUUCCCGUUGAGGCGAUACGUGAGCAAAGCACGUCACUGAUCAAAAUAGACAUCUUUGAUGUAUUGACUAAUAAGGGGGGUGCUAUUUUGCCUCCUCGUUUUCACUCUUUUGAGGCACUCCAGACAAUCACUAUCACCAACACACCACUUAAGCACCUCCCGAACUGUUCCUUCUCCCACUUGACUGCUCUUGUUCACUUACAAAUCUCCCAUGCGCUUCUGGAAGACGAAGACUUCCCUCGAUUGGUCCUCCACGACGUUCCCCGCCUGGAAAAUUUACAACUCAGCCACAACGGUUUCACAGAGAUACCCGCCGCACUGACUGAUCUUCCGAGUCUGAAACACUUGGACCUCUCUCACAACGAAAUUAAGACUUUGGAUGCCAGGGUUCUGAGAGACCUUCAAGGGUUAACUGAGCUGAAUCUGCAAGGUAAUCGAAUCGAGAUGGUUGAUUCAGCGGGGGUGGAGGCCCUGAGAAACAUGCCAUCCCUUGAGGUGUUUAGUCUUGGAAGUGAUAGCCCCUUCUUAUGCACGUGCCAGCUGCUACCCUUCGUUCGCUGGCUGCACCAAUCGUCGAUAGUCAUCGGCAGCAGGAGCAACUUCGCUACCUAUUCGUGUAAAAACCCACCACAUCUCUUAGGAGCUGAACUGUUGUCACCAGAUCUUGUCUCCUACCUGGAGUCAAACUGUAGUGGAGAUACGACAACUAUCCCUACUGAAUUGCCGCUCGUCAAUACAACCAAGAAAAACGGGGGAGGCGAUAUCGUGGAUGCCUUUUCGCCAUAUCGUAUCGUCGUACCCGUUGUCACCGUGUCGGUCGUGUUGAGCAUAGUUGGUGUGAUAAGCACCUGGAUAAUGUAUAAGAAACUAAAGAGGAGAUGGGUGGGUUUGUUUAGACGUUUUGAUUCCAGAAAUCUUUCCCGUCAUGCCACUCACCAAGAGACCGAAUACAGAUACGACGCGUACGUCUGCCACCACGAAAGUGCGACUGAGUUUGUCGUCAAUGAGAUGAUACCGGAGAUGGAAGGGGAGCAAGAUGGUUUCCGCCUGUGUCUGUCCUUCAGAGAUUUCCUGGUCGGAGCGGACCAGCUCGACAACGUGGCUACCGCCAUUGAUGCGAGCCGGGUCGUCAUCGUGCUCCUUGACGCUGACUUUAUCACCUGUGGCCACUGCAUGUUGGAGUUAAACAUGACGUGUACACGGACGCUAGAGGAAGGCUCAUUAGGCGGAGUUCCAGUCGCUAGUGCCGAGUCCCACCACCUCCUUCCUGGAGGCACGACUGGUCUUCUACUCGUGCUGCUCGACGCUCUACCUGUGGACGCCUUGCCGACCACACUGAGGGUCCUCCUAGACAAGAUCACAUGCUUGGAGUGGAACACGGAGGAUGCAGCAAGAUGCUGGCAACAACUUAAAUCAGCCCUUCAGGAUACCGCAGUUAACCCAAACCUGCAACAAGAACAUAAUUUUGACAUAACACAGCCACUAACUAACCUCAACCUCCAGCCGGACGACGUCAUGGUCAGCUUUGAUGUCGUCUCCCUCUUCACCAGCAUUCCCACCUCAGACGCCUGCACCAUCGCCAAGGACAGACUUCAAGCUGACACUACUCUCCAAGACCGCACCGACCUCACCCUGACCAGCUUCGAGAACUGCUCCUCACAUGUGCCAACUCAUCCAGCUUCAGAUGGCGGGACAAAUUCUUCGAACAGUUGGCUGGAACCUCCAUGGGAUCUCCUAUAUCCCCGGUUCCGGCGGACUUGUUCAUGGAAGAAUUUGAACAGACCAACGCAAGGUUUGGCUCCGGUACGUGGAUGA